CCUCGCCACACGAUGAAACCCAUUCCCAGAUCCAUCUUAAAGUUCAUUGCAGCGGUCGAAAGACCCGAGGGGGUUGGUGCCAUGGUUAGAAGAGCCAUUGGGGUUCGCCAAAUGCGUACCUUCACCCCGUUCCUCCUCUUCGACCACUUCAAAGCCAGUUCGAGUGCAGGGUUCCCGGACCAUCCUCACAGGGGCCACGAAACCGUCACUUACCUCUUAACCGGGUCCUUGCAACACCACGACUUUGCAGGAGGAUCAGGGGUCUUGAACACAGGGGAUCUCCAGUUCAUGACCGCUGGGAGAGGCAUUAUGCACGCUGAGGUGCCCGUCGCUAGUGAGGAUGCAAAUGUCACGGGCUUGCAGCUUUGGGUGGACCUUCCGGAGCGGUUAAAAGAGGUGGAGCCUAGAUACAGGGACUUAAGGGCCCCCGAAAUCCCGAUUGUUACCCCCAAUGCAAAAGUCACGGUGAAAGUUAUCUCAGGAGAGGCGUACGGGGUUGCAUCCCACAAGGAGUUGGCGUACACGCCGGUGGAGUACUACGACUACGAGGUUCGACCAGGGGGCACAUUCGAGCAAAAGAUCCCAAAGAAUUUCAACGUCUUUGUAUACACGUUUGCAGGGAAGGACUUGCUCAUUAACCACCAGCACGUGCCUCUUUACGAGGCCGUGUUCUUCAGCCAAGAUGGUGAUGCAAUUGUGGGCGAGGUUCCGCCCACCAGCGUCGAAGUGUCGCGGUUUGUAAUUGUGGCGGGCGAGGCCUUGGACCAGCCGAUAAUCCAGGACGCCUCGGGGGUGUUUGUAGAAACAUCGAAGGAGCGGUUGAAGAAUGCAUUGAAAGAGUUCAAGACCGCCACUGGCGGGUUUGAAAGACGAAACCUGUGGACUUCUAAGGCGAAGUAGAUUAGAAAGGGCAUGGUUAUCUUUCUGAAUGAGUAAUUCGUGUUUAUAAGGAUGAUAUUAAGGGUUGCCAUAGUUUGUGUUGAACGGAAUGACUUCGGGGAUGGCGAAAUGCACCAGUGAGAGUUCUCUCACUAAAAGCUAGCUUCUGGCGUUCAGCAUAGCAUCGAAAUUCAAAGAAUGGGGUGUCUAUUCGAAUAGUAAUAUCAUUUUAAAUAAUAAUUCUUAAAAUAUGCACCUUUUCCC
Molecule: messenger RNA, 1143 nt
Organism: Babjeviella inositovora NRRL Y-12698
Lineage: Eukaryota; Fungi; Ascomycota; Pichiomycetes; Serinales
Product: pirin family protein
Exons: 1
Coding region: 13-900 (295 amino acids)
Source: RefSeq, a predicted model, not a curated record